UUAGUAAAUUAUUUGAAAAUAAUGCUUUCUGUAAGUUGCACAAAACAAUCCAAAUAAUGUGCAUUUGUCGUGAAACAUUAAUUUAACAGUGAAGUUACACAUUUAGCCCUGAACACCAAGCCCCGUGUGCCGCAUGUUUUGAUUUUGUUUUGCUUUCUGUGUUAUGUCUCUCGGGAGCUGGAGGGAACGAUGUGUUUUUCCUUCGUGCGCUCCAUGGAAAUCGGAAAUCACUCACAGUACGAAAACCCGGCGUGCGUACGCGCGAUAACAGCUCGGAGGAAAACUCACCCAGUUCGUGAUUCGCUUCGUGAGUUCGGGACGAGCGAGUGCGUGAAAAUAAAAACAUGCGAAAGGCAUGCUCGUCGAUCGUGGGGCCGAGCAGCCGAAAUGGUGACCGUCGAAAGUCCGUGAGUGCUGAUGCUCGGGUGUGGUUCGUGCCAUCAGGCUGUUCGGCUACCGUAAACGCAUCGGAUCGGACGGAUGGCGGUUCCGCUGGAUGGGAACUCAGCGUAGGCAGCUGCUUUAGUCUAGGGACGUUUUGUGUCAAGCGAACAACAGCUCAGAUCGCAUACGUUGCGGUGCGUUAUCUGCAGGUUCUUAUCGAACGAUAAUCCCGGGAUAUAGUUCUACCACGGAACGGUUCUGGAUUCUGUGGCCUGCGAUGUGUGUGUAUGGAUUUUGUGGAUAAAUGGUGAAUCGUUGCUUUCGAAAGGUUUAGCUCCACAGGUUUGCUAAGGUUUAUUGGUAAAACUUUGUGUAAGUACAUGCGUUAAAAAUAUCGCAAUUGAUGAAUUUAAAAGUGUGUCAAACCGGCUUAGUGAAAUGACAGUUUAAUUUUUGGCGCCAAGUGGUGCAGUAAAUACUUUUAUUGGCAGUGCGUCCAAUGGAAAAAGAAUUCUUUCCGGUUGAGUUUGUGAAACAACCGGGAAUGUGAAUCGAAAAUAAAGAUCGUUAAACCUUAACUGGAAAAUUCUUAUACGUGAGUGUGUGUGUAAAGUGUGUUAAAAACAAACCGUUAAACAGGAUCGCCCUUACGUGGGCAGCAUUCGGUACGAAAGCGUCAUCCGCUGUGCAACCGAGGACGCAGCAGCGACACAACGUCGCAGGUGGAUUUUCAAUAAAUAAUCCUUAAUUAUUCAGCACAAUUUACUCAAUGAAAUGGUUAGCGGUGAACGAAUCCAUUUAAAUUUUAUAAUAAUGUAGAUUUAUGGAAACCCCUCGUUUCUGGACCAGUGCAUAUUCGGAUCGGAUUUUUCAGCCACUGCGGCCACGCCAGCUGCAGCUCGCGACGUUGAUCGAACGGGGCUCCGUUUUUACUGUUGCUAGCGUGAAAAGAGAGUGCAACAUUGGUGUGAAACCCAUUACGCUACGAGGUGUGCGGGCGUGUGCGUAUUGAGUUAAAGGGCAGAUAGUAAAUUAAAAACGGAUACAAAUCCAUUUGUGAAAAGGAAAGCGUACGGCAAGCAGUAGGGCGAAAAUAAAGUGAGCUGCAAAAAAAAAAUAUAGUUGUGCAGUGAUAUUGAAAUCACGCCCGCGAUGCUCCCCGAUGUACCCCCGGUGCGCUAGUACAAAAAGUUGCCAUCACGAAUAAAGCACAGGAAGGAUAUACGAAUGUGCACCGUGCCAAAUGUGCUAUAAAAUGAGCCAGACGAAUGAAAUCAUUGGCUAGUCAUUAAAAGCGGGGCAAUUUGUCGUGGUGUGCGUAUGUGUAUGUAUGCAUAACCCUCAGUGGUCGUAUACGUGUGUAUCAGUGUGAGUGAGUGUGCGUGUGUGUCCUUGUGCAAAUCCGUUAAGUGAACCGAGUCAUCAACAACAUUCUACAACGCGCGAGCAAGUUGCGCAAACGGAAGUGUUCGGGACACCGAUUCGAAUCUGUUCUCUCGCGGGAACGGAUACAGAAUAGGAAGGAACGAUCACCGGCGGCAUUUACAGAUCAAAUUCAUCGCUUCAUCAAUUACACCUUGGAUUAUAUCAAAUCUACGAACAACAGUCAAAAUGAUUGGUGCUUGGUGUAAAUUACAUGCCAGCUUCAUACGGCCAUCACGGACCAUCAGCUGCAAUGUGCUGAAACGGUUCAUCAGCAUCGGCAUCCUGCUACAGAUCAUCGCCAAUUGUGAUUACGGUUUCGGUGCUAUCCGAUCGGUACAGCUGGUAGUAGAUCCUCCCGCAGUACGGCGUGGACAACAUGCAACGUUGCGCUGUCUGUACGAUCUGGAUGACUCCCCGCUAUAUUCCGUAAAGUUCUACCGAGGUUUGCGAGAGUUCUACCGUUACUCGCCGGGCCAGCAGCCGAGCAAGAAAAUUUUUCCCUUUCCCGGGAUCAAUGUUGACGCAUCACUGUCCGACAACCGACAGGUGGUUAUCAAAAAUGUGGGCUUCGGACUGUCGGGCAAUUUUUCCUGCGAAGUCACUGCUGACGCACCAUCGUUCUCCACCGCCACGGAACACAUCAGCAUGCAAGUAGUGGAGCUACCAGAGAGUGGACCCACCCUGUGGACGGAGCAUACCCGGUACGAGCCAGGCGACGUGCUGAGAGCAAACUGCACCUCCCAACCAUCGAGACCGAAAGCCGAGCUAACACUGACACUGAACAACAUGGUGGUUUACACAUCGCACGAAGAAUCACGAACCACCACGGACAAUCUGAUCUCCAGCAGUCUCACAUUACGGCUGCACCUUCAAAGCUCACACUUUGGCUCGGGCCUGAUGCCAGGAUUGGGCGGUGCGUCCGGAUCCGGUGGUGCGCUAUUGCUGCGAUGUACCGCCACCAUCGGGAAGCUGUACGAACGCUACACCGAGCUCGAACUGGGCGUUCCCCAGCGGGAUCCAAUACCGGCCAGAGUCACAUCGUCCGGCGGUGCAAGGAUAUUCCCCAGCCCGGUAGGUGGUAUGACCGGUAGCCGGAGUCUGUGUGUGCUCGUGCUCAUCAUGCUGACACUGGUGCUGCAUAACAACCAUCCCUCAUUAGCCCAAAUCAGUCGACCGCUGUCCUCGUUCGGCACGCUUCUUCGAAGAUAGUUUGCCUCUACCCGUAAGCCGUGUUGCAGUGACCACCAGGGACGGACUACUGCGUGGCUGCUACUGAAUGCUGUUAGUGCUAACGAGACCCAUUGCAUCCUUUCCUAAACACCCAAGCUGGCAGGCUGGGCUGGCAGCAAAGAAUGGAUCCUGGUACAUACCACCCACCUCCUUGGAACCUUACAAUUACCCACAGUCAUCGAUGGAGCUUACUGGGAAAUUUACUGGGUACAGGAUUGAAUCCCCGGAUUGUCGUACAUUUCGUUCCUCCGUUCCAUUUCGCACGUAUGUUGCGUUGUUCCAGCUCUAUUUUUUACCUCUUCCCCUAUUCCAGUUCCCAUUCAACAUCUUCCAAGCAUGUUCACACGUAAUGGUAAUAUGUGUGUGUGUGUGUGUCUGUCAUCUCGUCGAUAAAUCAUGCGGUUGAGAGAAAAUAUUUCUGCAGCUGCCUGCAGACCGCAACCAUCACUUUGUCUGCAACAGAAGCCAAAGCCACGACCGUGAUGUUUAGAAUGACACUAAUGAUAAUGAUAAUGAUGAUGGUGAUGAGUGUUUUGCAGCACUCUCAACCAUUUUGGGUGCUGCCCUUUCAUGAUGCGUAUGUCCAGAACAAAAAAAAAGUGUACAACGUCCUGCAUCGUCAAGAUUGUAGAAAUUCUCUUUCACAGAAUGUGGUUUAAUUAUCGGAAAAUGUUGAAUGUGAUAAUAUGAUAAGCAUCAACAUGCAUUUAUUGCAGUACAAAAACGCAAUCUUCGUUUCAUCUAAGAAACUCUUGAACAGCUUGAAAAAAACUUCUCUUUUCUCCUUUUUAGCUUAUCGUCCAUCUGAUAUGUGUAUUGUUAACUUCAACUUACAUCAGAUAAGCGAUAAAUUAGAGUGCAAGUUCCAUUCUUAAAAUCAAACAAUGCGUUAUCUAGAUGUCCUUAAUACAAAGAGGUUCUUUGAUGUUUUACCUUCUACCUUUGUGCAUAUACAUAGUUAAAUCAAAUUAAAUUGUUAUGUAUGCUUGAUAAACAGAAUACGAAAAACCUUCAAAUCAAAUCUCUAAAACUUUCAACCUACAACACACCACUAAAAUAAUUGAAUGUAAAUUUUCCCUUGAUCCUUGCACGUGUGAUGCAUUCGAUAAUGAGCCGAUAGUGCACACGAAAACGUCAUCAUAAGCGAGAAAAACUCGAAAGCUUUUGCAGAAGGGAAAAACAGUAAGGUAAAUUUCAUUUGUUCGUUUAGCUUGGCUGUUCGUUUUGUUUUUCUUUGCCAAGGUGGAUGAAAAAACCCAUUUCACUGUUUAAUUUUCCUGUUUUCUUUUUUGUCCAGCAAUUGUGCGAGUGCAACAUCAAACCGAACAGUACCACUCGUUGAAAGAAAGUGCUAGAGUGCACCCGAUCAUAUGGUGCAUCGCAUCACGGCACCCACCAGAAUGCCCAAAAGCCCUGUACCCACUAUCAUGCUGAUGAUGAUGAUGAUGAUGAUGAUGCCAAUCAUGGCUUUUCGUUUCCCUUUUUUUGUUCCCCUAUCUUCACUGUUGAUGAUGCAUUGCGAAAACGGUACUAAAGCGCCACUACGUAGCACACCGGCCACGCCGAAACGAGGGGCAUGGUACGGUUCCGCAAGCGAAAAUUUAAUUGAAAAUGAAUAAAUGAAGUUAUGCUGCUUUGGUGCACUUUCGUUUGAUGUGUCGAUUUUUGUUUUCCACAUUUCUGCUGCCGCUUUGGCUCCCUACCUUUGUAUGGUGCAGUGUUUUUCCUCUUGCACGACUAUUCGAUACAUGCAAUCGAAAUGGGGAAGAAUAUGGCUAAAACGGAAAAGGAUUAAAUGAGAUUUUUUUUUAUUAACCAACGAACACUUAUUUGAAAAUGCCUGCAAUAAGUGAAAGCAUUUUAUGUUCCACCCGGUUGUGUGGCCAUAUUGAUAGCUUAUGAAUAGAGAAAAGGUAGAAAUUGGAAUUUGGGUGGCGGUAAACGGAACAUAAUGAUCGGCCAUGAUCGUGGCUACGGUUUGUUACGUUACGGUGUAAUGGAUCGAAGGUUUUUGUCCAGUUUAUAGGUGAGUUAAAUAGCGAACCGUAAUUUUGGUUCUUUUAUUACCCAAAAAAAAUAACACAGUGCAUUGGUGACACUUUGAUUUUCCAUAAUAUUUUAGCACCGAACGUGUCGCUACGAAAUAGGGGAAGUACUCGUAAAGCAGUUCCGUUUAAAAGUCGUUUAAAAUUUGCCAAUAAUCGUUGCACUGGUUGCACUUUCGUCCCACGUUUUUUUACCAUUGCUUUAGGCAAAAUGGAAACUUAUCGUUGAUUCAAAGCGCACAUGCUUAAGGUUCAAUUCGAUCAACAGCGAAUGGGAUGAAAUGGAACAUACCGUUCUGCUUCUGCACCCCAGCGCGGAGAGGAUCGACGAUAGAUUAAUUGAAUGCACUGUUGAAAUACGAAGCUCGUGCGCCCGGAGGGAAAAUUGUUUCAUCCAACCAACCAACCAACCGAAUGUGACUUGCAAAUCACAAACCUUAUCGUGUUACCGUUUGUUUCGUUGGAAGUGGAAUAAAUUGAUUAAUUCCACGCGCGGGGUUGAAAAUAAAACGCCCAUCCUGUCCACUUGUGCGAUGAUUGGGUCGCACAUUGAUCGAUGACUUUUUCACAUCGCCAAUUCGCUGAUGGCUAAAGCGUGCUUCGUGCAUACGGUUCGAUGUUUAUGAAACUAAUGAUACUACUCAGCAGCCUGAUUCCAGUGAACGGCCAGGCGCCUCCAUCAAAGGGCACAAGGGAAUGGUAAUACGCAAUCAACUAUUCCGCGUACAGUUACUGACGUUCAGUGCCGUCAGGUGUUGUGAUAUAAUUAAUUUUAAAUGUAUUUAUCAAUUUUCUCGUGUGAAAUACCACUUCUAAAAGGAAAUUGAUCACAUGAAUACGGGCGCCAUGGAAAUCAUUUUAGAUUGAAUUUGUUUUUUUGUGCAUUUCUACUAACAUGAUUGCGAUGUAUGAAAGGGAGAAACGCAACCUGGAACUAAUGACACGUUGCUGCAAAACACUCAUCCACCCGUUCAUUAAGUAAAACUAUAUAUUUAAAAGAAGAAGAAGAGAAAAAAACAUACACAUGAACAUAAUGAUUCAGAAACUAGAUGGUAAAACUGAUGUGUAAAUAGUUGUUAUUGAUAAGAGCUUUCCGUUGGCGGAUACACAGAAGAAUGUAUGUACGAUCGAAGAUUUAAAAAAAAACCGAAAGGCAGCAACAUUGCCAGCUGCUCCGAAGUUCCGAAGAAGCAAAAGCAAAUUGCAUUGAAAUCCCUUCAAUCCAUGGCUAAGCUUACAUUCAACUCAUUCCAACGGUCGAUCUUGUUUUGCUCCGCAAUUAAACAGCGAUGGGUUCGACUACUGUGGGAACGGCAGUGCAAAUUGUUGUAGUGACGUCUACAUUUAUGAAACACAUCUAAAUUGAAAAUAUGAUAUACCCGAAAGGUACAAGCCAACCGAUGAGCUAGAUGUAUUAAGUUUCUUUUAUAUGAACCGUGUACGAAUAAAAUUGCUGCUAGCAUGCGAAAUAGUAAAUGGGAAAUUUGUGUGAAGGGAAUCUAAAAAAAAACCUUUACCGAAUGCAAAUAGAUGAGCGAGAGCGGCUAGAAAAUUACCUAAGCAAAAACCCCCCUAAACUCUAAACGUUUCUCGAUGUAAUGACUUGUAAUGGUGUAAAGGGGCAAAGUUAAAAUGAAGGCAUAAGAAACGUGGUGAUAAGACAGGCAGUGCACGAAUCGUACAUAAAUCCAGCACGACAAUGAGGAAAGUGAUUGGAUUACGCAAAGUAAGGAUUAAAAACUGGAUUCCAAUACAGGUGUGGAAGGGAAAAAAAACAAAACUAACUCUAAUCACAAAGUAGGCGAAUGUUUUGAUGGAAUGCAAAUAGAAGGGAAAUCAACAAAAAAAGCAAGCGAAGGAAUAUUACCGUGAACGAUAAAAUCACUAAACUAAUCCAUACAACCGAAGAGAUACGAACAAACACAACAAACCAAACCAAUUAAAAGCAGAAUCAGCAUGAACAUGAAUAGUUUAGGUGGCUUUUUUGUAACAUGAUCGAUAGCAGGUGUGAUGUGUACGAGUGAAAGUCCGACGUGCAAAAAAGAGAAGAGAAAAAAACACAGCAAAGAUUUAAAAAAAUAUGUAGGACGAAAGUGUUAGAAGGCGAUGUGUAGAAUGGUGGAGCAGUGCUGCAAGUGUUUGUGUGAGCAUAAAUAUUAACGAAAAAAAAGAAAAGCAAAGGAAAAAACACAUUUGAGAUAUAUUUGCAAACAUUCAGUUGCAGUGGAAAAUGGCCGCUACAAAUAAUUCUCUAGUGCGUUGGGUUGUGCAGGUGAAUAGCAAAAGCAGGGUGCAUUAUAUGAAAUUGGUUUAAAUAAAAUGAAUCCGAACGAA
Anopheles funestus (African malaria mosquito) is the source of this 7418-nucleotide messenger RNA. RefSeq lists its product as uncharacterized. The record is from RefSeq and is a predicted model, not a curated record. NCBI's taxonomy places the organism in Eukaryota, Metazoa, Arthropoda, Insecta, Diptera, Culicidae. Bases 1996 to 3018 code for a protein of 340 amino acids. The transcript is spliced from 7 exons.